GGCUGCGUGGCAACGGGGCUGGCAGCGGGGGCCGCCCGCCGGAGCCGCCGCCGCGGAGCGCAGAGCGGGCGCGCUGCCCUUCCGCGCUGGAUGCUGCGGCGGCCGCCCGGGAGCAGCCCCGCUCCGCGCCGCUCCGCGCCACCACCCACCGCGGGCACCCACCCAGGGCCGCCCCGCGCGGAGGCCAACCGCUCGGCCGGGCGCGGGGGCAAGGCGGCGCGGAGAUGGUGCCGCUGGUGCGGAGCGCCGGGGGCUCCCACCAGUGGCUGGCGAUCGUGGUCCUCGGCCUUUGCUGUCUCCUGGCCCCCGGGCGACUAGCCGCUCCGGGCGGAGACUACCCCGGGGCGGCCGUGGACAAUCUGGUGGUCAGGAAGGGGGACACGGCGGUGCUUAGGUGUUACUUGGAAGAUGGAGCUUCAAAAGGUGCCUGGCUGAAUCGGUCGAGUAUUAUUUUUGCUGGAAGUGAUAAGUGGUCAGUAGAUCCUCGGGUCUCAAUCGCAACAGCAAAUAGAAGAGAAUACAGCCUGCAGAUACAGGAUGUAGACGUGACAGAUGACGGUCCAUACACUUGUUCUGUGCAAACUCAGCACACUCCUAGAACGAUGCAGGUGCACUUAACUGUACAAGUUUCUCCGAAGAUAUUUCGCAUUUCGAGUGACAUCGUUGUGAACGAAGGCAGCAAUGUCACUCUGGUGUGCCUGGCCACAGGGAAGCCGGAGCCUUCCAUUUCUUGGAGACACAUCUCUCCCUCUGCAAAACCCUUUGAGAGCGGGCAGUACCUGGACAUCUACGGAAUUACAAGAGACCAGGCUGGGGAGUAUGAAUGCAGUGCGGAAAAUGAUGUCUCAGUCCCAGAUGUGAAAAAAGUAAAAGUCACAGUAAACUUUGCCCCCACAAUUCAGGAACUUAAAUCCAGCGGUGUGAUGCUUGGAGGGAACGGACUGAUACGGUGCGAAGGUGCAGGAGUUCCUGCCCCGGUCUUUGAGUGGUACAAAGGAGAGAGGAAACUGAUCAAUGGUCAACAAGGAAUUACUAUUAAAAAUUAUAGUACAAGAUCACUUCUUACUGUUACCAAUGUGACAGAAGAGCAUUUUGGCAACUAUACAUGUGUCGCUGCCAACAAGCUAGGGACGACCAAUGCCAGCCUGCCUCUCAACCCUCCCAGUACAGCCCAGUACGGGAUCACCGGUGAUGCCGAAGUCCUCUUCUCCUGCUGGUACCUUGUGUUGACACUGUCCUCCCUCACCAGCAUAUUCUACCUGAAGAACAUCAUUCUGCACUAAAUGUAAAGACCCAUAAAAGGCUUUUAAGGAUUCUCUGAAAGUGCUGAUGACUGGAUCCAAUCUGGUAGAGUUUGUUAAAAGCAGCGUGGGAUAUAAUCAGCAGUGCUUACAUGGGGAUGAUCGCCUUCUGUAGAAUUGCUCAUUAUGUAAAUACUUUAAUUCUACUCCUUUUUUUGAUUAGCUGCAUUACCUUGUGAAGCAGUACACAUUGUCCUUUUUUAAGACGUGAAAGCUCUGAAAUUACUUUUAGAGGAUAUUAAUUGUGAUUUCAUGUUUGUAAUCUACAAGUUUUCAAAAGCAUUCAGUCAUGGUCUGCUGAGUUGCAGACCGUAGUUUACAAAAAAAAAAAAAUAUAUAUAUAUUGCAGUAAAAAUGUGCUUCUUUAAGGCUGCAAUACAAAUAUUCAGUUCCCUUCUUAAAUAGCAUUCUAUCCACAUUUACACAGAAACAUUUUUUCUUUUUUGAUAAAAAAAAAAAAAAUCAAACAAACAAAUAAUAUUGCCUUCAAAAUAUUUCUUCAAAAUAUUACACAUAUCUAGAUUUUCUUCUAGCAUGAUAUUCAGGUUUCAAGAAUGAGCCUUGUAUUAUAACUGCAUUGUGCAGUACUGCUUUCUGUUUCCUUUCCUUUUUCCUGCAAAUUCAGCAUGGGUGUGCCUUCAUAAAACACUACUUUCCUCUUCCUCUCCAACAAAUCUGGAAUGUGUUUUGGGAAAUGCUAAAGCAUCCUUUUGAGCAUAAGAAAUCACUAGUUGAGGACAAAGGUGCUAUUGGCUAAAAGGAAAAACCUCCUCUCCCAUCUCCAGGGGGUCAUCGAACCGCUCCAGACUUUGGUUUUUAGGCAACCAGUCAAGGAGAGCACCGACUCCUUUUUAUGUUUUCCAUCUCCUACCACUAACCAGUAGGCGAUCUCUGCAAAAAAUAGUUUUCCCAUUACGAAACAGAACGCAAAUUAUUUUGAGACAUCUUUUGAACGUAGGAACGUUUCCCUUAGUCAUUCUAAAUCAAAACUCCUAAAUGGCUGUAAAUGUGAGAAGCUGAAUAGUCCCUUUUGUAUUACUGGCAAAAAUGAUGUGAAUUGGUAUUUUUCUUGCACUUAAUUUUGUACUGGUUUGGCUAAUUUAGCAAUGAUAAAGGAUGCUUUUAAAUAUUAGAUAUCUAAAAAUACAUGAAGUAUCAAGCAGAAUUUUAUAUAUAUACAUAUAUAUAUAUAAAAUACAUAUAUAUAUUAAAACGAGGUUGCUCCAAUAACUGUACCGAAGUGCAUGUUGCCAUCCAUGAUAGAAUCAUCUUUACAGACAGGACGUCGUUACCGAUGCACUAACACUGUACAAAUACCUUACCACAGCAGUUAAGGCCUCACACACAAGUUCCUAGUGCUGCAGACCAUCGAGAUAAUACUCUCAUUUCACCCAGUGAAGGAUCAAGUUUCAAAAUAGCAGAUAACGCUACUAACUUUUGGUUUAAACCACCCCGGGCAGCAUUAGCACAAAGUAUUGCUCACAGUUUAGAGAUGAAUUUAAAAACGCCAGCUGUGAAAAUUGCUGGGGCAUGACUAUGGCCAACAGCCCUUGAAGGCCAGAUCUCCUGGUGACCCCGAAAGACCUUGACUGGCUUACAAAACAACUGUUGAUGACAAGAAUAACAAAACCGUUACGGACGUUAUUAUUCCCCCCUGGUUUGUGUAUGGGCUCCGGUAGGCGACGCAGUUCUUACACUACGAGAUUUUUUUUUCUCCUGACAGCGGGGUUUGUGGCGAGCACUGCCAGGGGAGCACCGUGCAUCCUGCGCACACCCUGUGCAAAGGGCCAAAUUCAGUUUACAGGUGCCCCCCCCCCCCCCCCCAAGUUUUUGAAGAGGCAGACUCCGAGUUUCGCCCCUCUCAAUAUAUACUGUCCCGUGCUAACGCGUAGACAGAAUGCGCAGUGAAUCUGUUGUAGUUACUGAUAAACUCAGACGCAGGGUUUAAAACGGAAAUAUGUCGACUCCAAAAUAUGGCAGUAAAAUGUCCUGGAUCACUCUGCGUAUGUUCAGUGACAGAUCGUACUAUUCCUAUCAUAUUAUUUACAGCCAUGUGCUAAGCAGUUACUCUUUUCAGAAAUGUGGCAUUUUUUAAAACCUUGAAUAACAUGACAAAAUUCAUCCUUUAAGGAAAUAGGACAAGCCAAAUUGAAAUUAUACUAUACACAGUCCUGAUAUUCUGAUCUCUCUUGUAUUGCAGCUUUAAAGUGCUAUAUUUUAGAAUCCAUUCGCUAGAAACAGUGGUGCUGCAGAAAGUAGCAUGUCAGUACAGUUUUCUGAAGGAAGAAAAAAGGAUAUGCAUAGCCCAACUCAUAUGCCUUGUCUCACGUAAAAUUGAGAGAUGUUUCUAUACUGUGGCUGGAUCAGGUUAUGUAUUUUGAGGAUAUAUUUCAUUUCAGUGAUUCCUGAUAUCUGGGUCCUGGUAUUUCCAGCAACAGGAUAGAAUGAACGGCAGGUUUAUUAAAUACAAAAUAAGAGUAAUAAAUGAAGUAUGGACUGUUUGCAUUCGUACCAGGUAGAGCCACUGGAUAACAUGGACAAGAUACUCAGUCCCAUCUCUGAAUUUCCACUUAAAUUUGGAGGGGGGGACAUAAUUAUUGUCAAGUCAAAAAAAGAAAAGCAGCGAAACCCACAAAUAUUUCUCGGGGCCAAUGGCGUUUCCUUAGCUGAAAUAGGCAUUUUCCCUCAGGCCGACCUGCGUGUCUGGCAGCGGCCACGUGUGCGCGCGUGUGCAUGCGUGUGCGAGGCGUGGGGGGGGGCACAUGCUGCCGGGGGCCCGCGGGGGCCCGCUCAGGCCCCCCCCCCCCCCCCCCCCCAGCCCCACAAAGCGAUACAGCUUUACGCCCCGGUUAGUUCCGCAGGCAGAGCACGUAGAGCCCAGCGACCCUAAUUUUUGCAGGAUUGGAGCCGGAGGCGGUGUUGAUCGAAUAAAGAAACUUGGUUCCUGGUGAAUCUGUUCCAUGCGGCAAAGCGGUAAUUGUGCAGAUUGGGACUUAGCGGGGCGUUCGGUGCAGACUGCUGCAAAUUGAGCACAAGCACGUUUUCCGAAAUCUACCCACCCUGUAAUUUGUGGGGUGUCUUUGCUUUAGGCAGCUGUUUGAAGGUAUGUUCUAUGCUUCUUCAAAGGAUUAACCCAUACUGUUUCAUAUCUGUCGGGCAAACAUUAUUAUAUUUAUUCCCACCUUUCAAAAGUGAAAAAUAAAUGGCUUAGCUCCAAGCAGUAUAACUGAAUAUUUAUAUCAAGAUCGUUGUCCACAUUGGAAAACCCCAAAGUCUGUAACACCGUAAGUUCCUACUUGUGCAAUAACUCAGGUCUGCAAUUACCACUGCAUCGGUGACAUACAUAGAAGCAAUGAUGCUCUAAUUAUACAGUUGCUGAUCGUGAUAUUAUACUAAUAUUGAAUUAAAGGAUGUCUCACAACUUCUUGAACAAAUGCAGUUUCUCAAAGGUUUAUAACUUGGCAGGAAAUGUCUCCUUCAGAGCUAGACAGCUUUUUUUAAACUUUUCAAUAUAUAUUUUUUUGAGGAACUAUGAUGUUUUUAAGAUACAGGAGUGUUAAAAACCAUCACCGGUUAAAGCUGCUUUUUUGCACAUUUUCAGAGCUAGCGUUCUAGACAAGCAACGGUAAAUGUUACGCCUACCAAAAUCUCCGCUUAGUCCACAUAACUGUGUUAUAAAGAAUGUGUAUACCAAAAGAUGUGUUUACACGGAUAAAGAGUAUGCCUUAAAGACUAAAUAUGCAUUUACUUCUAAGACUGGAUCAGGCUUGUGCCCAGUCCGGAGGUAAAUAAUCCAUAUUUCACAGCCUGCCAUGGAAGGUUUUGUUUGGAGAAAAAAAAAGUGAAAGCAAAACCAAGCGUUUCUUUUGAAAGAAUCUGAAAAAAAAUUAAAUUCUUGCAUAAACUGGCAUACGUGAGGAAGUUUAGGAAGAGGAUAAAGGUUAGCCCGACACUUUAGCACCGGCAGCGCAUCACUUGGCGCGCAGGGUGUGCCGGGGAGGGGGGGCUGGCAGUGCCCAGGGGGGCUGCCCAAGGGCCGUGACGUCCCCCCCCACGUCCCCCUGGACGUGUCACUGCUGGGGUGACCCCGGGCCAGGGCAGAGCGAGGUGCUGGGUGCCCCCUCCUCCCGCAGCGCUGCGGGGAGGGGGGCCCCACAGCUGCACCCCUCCCGCCGUCCUGCAGCUUGCAACACACAGCUCUUUAAAAUAAGAAAACACUAAAAUAAAUAAAUAAAUAAAUAAAAAUCUUAAAACAGGAAUUAAAAAUUAUCCAUUCAGCCUUAAUAUUAAGAGUAGAUAAAUAAGUAUUAAUAUCAAAGGGAGGAAUUUACUUUCAAUUUAUCUGACCUUGAGCCCCACCGUUGCAGAUGAAAGGGUGCUGCAAACAUGCUUAGUUUGGGCUGGCUCUGGUUUUUCAGUCCUGUUUUAUUUUUCUCUUCUCAGCGUUGAGGGCAAGGCGGGGCGGGGGGGGGGGGGGUGGGGGGGAGGAAUUUAUUCUGCAAUUGGAAGAAGUCCGUAACGUAACUGAAAACAGCCAGAUCAAGGCAAUGGCACCAGGGUCUCAGGGUAAUUGGGGAGGGAUUCUCAAAUCCUGCUCCAAACAUUUCAUAGCAGCCAGGGCAGGGGAGAUUUUUACCAGGGCACCUCCAGCGCUGAGCACGUACCUAUGUGUUUGUAUCGCUUUCUGCCCAAUUUAUGCCUAAUUCGUGAAGAGCUCAAAGGUUCCUUUAUAUUAGAAAAUUCCUGCGCUGAAAAAAAAAAAAAAAAAAAAAAAAAAAAAAAAAAAAAAAAAAGAAGUGUAAGGAUCAGUGUAUUUGCCACCUCCCAUAAACUCGGGUUUCAGUCACUCCUCUCUUAGGGCACAUCAAGCUUUCCCGUCGCUUGGUAGGAUGUCAAUCUGCAUUGUAGGACAGGCUGGGGGGGCCGAUUCCCACUCGGGAAUCCCACUCGGCUGCUCGGGGCGCGUCUGGAGCGGAGCUGUGGCGAGGCCGCCAGGUCUCUGCAGGGGAGGGGUCCCAGGGGUGUGGGGGGGGGCUGCCGACACCAGCCACCCGGCAUCCCCCCCGCGUGCCGGUGGCCCCCCGAGUCCUGCCGCCCAGAGUCACCCCCACCCAGGGUUUGCUUUGCUCUCUGCCAACGGCCAGCCCGGCCACUGGCGAGGCGCAGGAGGCACCUUGCUCCUUUGUUCUCGCCCCGCACGGACACGGGGGGAGCGGAGGACUUGGUUCGCCCACGCAACGAACCUCGAACUCCCCCCCCCCCCCCCCCCCCCAACGGCGAUGAAAAAUCGCACGGCUGAAAGUCAUUUUCCUUGCAGCCCCUUUCAUUGCCGCAGCCCCCGGGGCCGCUGGACAGCAGGUAAACCUGAGCCCCAUUAGCAGAAUAAAUUACAUUUGUGCAGUGAGCCAGAAUUUAAAGACGGGGGAGGAGGAGAGAGUAUAGUGCUGCUCCGGCCACUAAAGCCGCAGGAGUUUCCCCUCUUAUCUGCCAAAUAUGAAAGUGCUCAUUAUUCCUCCACUAGCCUUCUUUUUCUAUGCUGCCAGAUAAAAAAAAUGCCUGUAAUGAUGAUAUAUAUUAUAUUUGGUAUCUAGAGGGCGAAAUCUGUUCUCUCCUAAUGCACAACCAUCCUUCUCUUUAUUAUUUUUCAGCCAAAAAAACAAAACACAAUUCGCACAUUACACGAUGCGAUUUAUGUGCAAUAACAUCAGCUUUUCCACUUAUCAAAACCAUUAUAGUCCCAAGCACACAACUCCCAUUAACCUCAACGACAGCGACUUAAAUGUGAACCACAAGUGAGAAUAAACCUUAAAGAUGUGAUUGAACAGCAGCAGCCUUGUUUUCUGGUAGGUGUCCAACGGUGAGAUGGCAGGGCCAUUUCUUCCCUCCCCCUGCCUUUUUUUUUUUUUCCUUUUUUUUUUUUUUUUUU
This is a messenger RNA of Tyto alba (common barn owl), 7227 nucleotides long. RefSeq names its product neuronal growth regulator 1 (gene NEGR1). Bases 225 to 1283 code for a protein of 352 amino acids. Lineage: Eukaryota; Metazoa; Chordata; Aves; Strigiformes; Tytonidae. The record is from RefSeq and is a predicted model, not a curated record. Gene Ontology annotation, cellular component: neuron projection. The transcript has 7 exons.